Molecule: messenger RNA, 19188 nt
Organism: Ruditapes philippinarum (Manila clam)
Lineage: Eukaryota; Metazoa; Mollusca; Bivalvia; Venerida; Veneridae
Exons: 122
Coding region: 61-19188 (6375 amino acids)
Biological process (GO): lipid transport
Molecular function (GO): lipid carrier activity
Source: RefSeq, a predicted model, not a curated record
UUGUACAAGACAGAUCACAGUAGUCUAUCAUACAGAUGAGAACGAGAGUAUAGAAACAUCAUGCUGGAUGUAUGGUUCAGCAAGGGGGCAGUUUUCUGCUUCCUUGUCUUGUAUCUCACUGGGUCCAACUCCGCGUCGUUCAUCAAUUACGAAAAAGGACAUGAAUACCUAUAUUGUCUGAAUUCGUCAGUCGAACUGAAAAAUGUUCAACGUUUUAUAAUCACAGCAGAGAUCGGAUUUGUCAAUAUUGCGCCCAACAAAUUCCAUCAGGAGCUUCUAUUGGUUGUCCAUAAAUCACGAUUUAGCCCUCAAGAUAGACCAGACAUAAAUGGUUUGAGCCAUAACAUGUCGCAUUGGUUUUCAUUCGAGAUAAGUCGUAGAGGAGAAAUUGGCAAUGUCUAUUACCCUGCCGACGACAACGCGGAGGCCAUCAAUAUAAAGAAGGGUUUUGCUGGUAUGUUGUCUGCCCGGCUACAUCAUAGAGAUGAGGUCGACAAGGAAAAAUACUAUGGAGAAUGGACAUACCACACUAGGGAAACAGGGAAAGAAGGAAACCAUACUGCCACUUACAAAGCAAGGAAAACGGCACAAGGUUAUGAGUUCAGGAAGAAUAAGACUUCUGCCAAUCAGCCUGUCAAUGGAGUGUCUGAUUAUGAAAAGACUAUUCACAUACAUGAUGACCUUGCAACAUUGAAUAAUGUCACAAUCAAAGAGACAUUCACAGUUGACUCCUCUGCAAAAUCUGGGCCUGAUCCAUUAUAUGGUUCAAAGUAUGCAAUGGCAGACCCAGAAUUCAGUGAUACUGACAUGCCAACAAUUCAGGCAACAUCACAUGAUGUCCUUCAGUUUACUGGUAAACAGGUAUUUGAUAAAAAGUUACAGAAACCAACAAAUCUUCUCAAGGGAUCCAUUGAACCUGUUUAUCAGCCAAUUUCUGACCCCCAAUACACAAGAGAAGAAGACAUUCAAAUGGCGAUGACAUUUAUCCAAGGGAACAUGACCUGUAUCAGAAAUGCUCCUCCAGAAGGGUCAACUGAACUGAUAGCAUGCUUUCAACAGCUAGUCUAUAACCUUAAAAGACUCCCUGAUCAGACACUUGAGACUCUGGCAAAAGUCUACCUUGUACAAGACGGUAAAAAAGUUCACUUUAGUGAUAGAUUGAAUUUCAUAGAUGCAUUAGGAGCUGUACAAAGUCACAAAGCUCAAAGCCUUCUCUUGAACAAUGUCAUAAGAAAUCCAUCAAAGAAAGGUCAACUUUAUCAAAGGGCAUUGUUAGCAAUUGUUGCCAUGGAUAUGGAACCGUUACAAGAUUUAGUGGAAACGUUGCGCGACUUGUGUAUUACUGGAACAUAUAAAGGACAAGUUCUCUCUGAGGCUGCCAGACAUAGUACAUGCCUCACAUAUGGAAGCCAAAUUAAACUUCUCAACAAACAUGGUGAAGAGGAAAAGGCAGAAAAACAUAUCAACACUCUUCACAUGGAAUUAGGAAUUCAUGAUCCUUGGUUAUUCAGACAGACAAGAUCUUUAAUGACAGAACAAGAAAUUCUAGAACAUGAUUUGAGCAAAGUAGUUCUCCUUGAUUCCAUUGGGAAUGCUGGACUGAGGUCAAGCUCUGAGUAUAUUAUUUCUCACAUAAAUUCGAGUAACUCCCAGUGGGUUAAGCGAACUGGAAUUCAUGCUUUACGAAGUUUUCAUGAAGAAAGUGUAUUGCAUGAACUUGAGAAGGUAGCACUAAAUGAUGAAGAAGAAAGUGUUAGAUAUGAAGCUAUGCUGCAGUAUUUAGCCCAUCCCCUUGCCAAAAGAGACAGUGGAAGCAAAGAACUUGACGGAAGUGAAAACAGCAAUAUUCAGAAACGAUCAAUUUUCGACAAGAAGUUCAAGUUUAAGCUUCAAGCACCUGGUGUAGACUGGAUGAAACAAGUUGGCUCGAGGAGCAUUGGCGCAUCAUUUGGUGUAUUGAUGGAAAACAUGUUAGACAUGGAGUUGUCAUUAUUGAAAGGUAGAGUUGAUAUAAGAGUACAUGAUGAGGUCUACUCUAAAAUUCACUUCGGAUUAAUCAAUAUAAAUCUAGAUUUCUACUCUGCCAGAUUGUGUUUUAAAGGGAGUGCAAAUUAUGGAAUCAAUAUUGUUCAGGAGGGAGACUUACAGCGUCUGAUCAGAAUUGUCAGAGAUUUCAGGACCAUUGUUCGUAAAAUAGUCCAGAGUGUAAAAGACGGUGUAGAAGCAUUUAAGGCUAUUUUAGAUGAUGAUUUCUCACUUAAAGAUAUAGUUGAUGAGUUUGUUACAUCUGUGGAAGAACUGCCAGAGAAGGUUAAAGCUCUUGGUAGUAGAAUCAGAGAGAUUUUUGAAACGAUAGAGAGUAUCGCACUGGAAAAUCUUCCUCCAUUUGUCAAGAAAGUGAAAAGAUUUAUGGACGCAGUUACCAACCUUUAUGAAGAAGUUGAAGAGGAUGUUAUGACAUUUUACAAUUCAAUUGUAGAAGGAGUUAAGAUAAUCAUUCCACAAGCUGCUGAGAUGAUAUUUGAAUCGGCACAGAUGAUACUCCGGGCGUUUAUGAAAAUCUUUAAAGAUCCAAAAACAGCAUUGGCAGAUAUUGGCAAAGGUGUAUUAGUAAUUUAUACAAGUGUGAAACAAGUGGAAACAUUAAAAGAAAAUAUAAUGAAACAUACAUUUGUUACUGAUGGAUUAGAGCCCUAUUGGAUGAAUCUACAAGAUAAGACAAUUUAUAUUCAACAGCUGUAUGAAGAUGCACUUGUGGCAGUGCAAACUGAAGGCAGGGAGUGGGUAACUGAAGUUUUAGAAAAUGAUCCAAUUGACAAACUCACUGGUGGUAAAAUGACUAUAAACACAGUUAAAGAGAAUAUCAAAUCUCAAAUAGAGGCUGAAAUUCAAGAACUUUUAAAUCCUCUGCACCAAUUGAAAGAGCUAGAAGGAAGAUACAUGGAAGCCUUUGUUAACAUCAUUGAGGUGUUUGAUGAUAUAAAAAAGGCAUACGCUCUCUUAAAGUCUGGGUUUAAAAUUGGCAAAUCGCUCGUUAAUUCCAUGUUUGGGCACAAGUUUGAUAGAGACUUUCCUCAAAUAAGAAGAGAAAGUGGAGCUGAUUGCACUGGGAAUGGAUUUUACCAAUCGUCUCUUGGUGGAGGCAAUGUAGAAUAUGACCAACCGGGGAUUGAUAUUUUAGCUGCUGAAGGACAAGAGCUGGUAUCUCCUGUUGCUGGAACUGUGAAGAUAUCUGGCAGGAGCAAUGAGAUAACCAUUAUUGACAGUGACGAUUUACCUGAAGGAUCUGAGCUCACUAUAACAAAUUUAAGGCUAUCAGACCAUGUCCAAGAUAUGACACAGGUUGCAGCUGGUGAAGUUAUAGGUCAUGUUACACAAUCCCCUUGCACUGGAGCAAACCAUAUCCAUGUUUCCUUGAAGAGAAAUGGUGGCAUUGUUGAUCCCAGCAGCUAUCUCAAGGAUCGGCAAUUUGACUCGCCUGGAUGGAAUCAGAUUUGCGAUGACUACAAAGUUGUUUAUAAAUUUCAAACGGUUGCCGUUGGUUACGUUGUUGGUAUAGAUGGUAAGAAAGAGGAGGACACAACAGAUUAUAUUGAGACUGAUGAAUCACUGGCAUCGGAUGAAAUGGAUGAAUCAAAGAGACCUGCCCAGGAUGUACAAGCUAUUAAAGAUAAUGAAAAUGGAAUCUACAGUCAUAUGUCUACAACACCUGUGAGAAAGAAAAGAUUAAUUAGUGCAGAAAGUUUCAAUACCACAUUGAACAUACUUGUGACAAAUAUUAAAGAAUUUCUGAAAAGGUUUUCUAUCCGAAGGAUAAAGUUGGGUACAAUAGUUCAGCUGCUAGAUGAACUUAAGCUACAAGACACUACAGAGAAAAUGACAAAAUUGAUUAAAGAUAUUACAGAUGCAGUGAGGCUAGUGCAUUGCAGGAAUCCCUAUCAUAUGACCAAACAAGAACUUGAACAUGAGUUACAGAGUAGAGGGAAAAAAUCUCAGGCAACUAAUGAAGAUAUGAUCAAACAACUUAUGACUGCUGAUUUAAGUUGUCCAUUGAUCACAUGGGCAUUACCACAAGAUGAGAUAUUGUACUGCUCACAUGAUGAAAAGUGCCUAGGACUGGAGUGCUGCCUUACCAUGGAUAUAUAUAAACUACUUCAGAAGUCGGUGAAAAUAUUUGUGCGACUUGAUGUUGAGCCGUUUAGAAUGACAUUUGGAGUGAACGAUUGGAUGGAUACUUUCAACAUUAAUGAUUAUGAUGAUGAGAGAGAUGAGUUUGAGGAUACUGGUAUUGACAUAGAAUUUCUAGAUGGACAAACUGUCAUUGUGAGGUAUUCCUACAAGAAGACAAACGUUGACAUAACUUUCUCAUUUGGUAUUGGUAUAUGUAACCUUGAGAAUCUUGAUGAAUGCUUUGUGUAUAUACCACUUCUUGAAAAUGCAGUGUUUGUGUUCCCAACCAUAGUUGAUGCAGCAGAAUAUUAUGAGCAGAUACAGGAUAAUUUAGCCGAUGCUCCUAUAGAUAUAGCAGCAGCAGCUGUGAAUAAAACCAUUGAUGACUUACUGCUCUCUCUUGGAAUUACAAAGGAUUUGUUGUUGGAUAAUCCUUCAUGCCCUAGACCACAAACUUUUGAUGAGACAACAUUAAAGGAACUUUUGGAGAAAAAAGGAUUAUCAACAACUGGGACAAAAGAGGAGCUAAAUGAGAGAUAUCUACUUAGUGACCUAAGUUGUACCUCACAUGGUGAAACAAUCGAGAUACGUAGACCGCAGAAUGACUUGUUGUAUUAUUACAUACGAGAUGACUGCAUGAAAAUAAGUGUGUGCCUAGACUUCAAGAUACCAGAGCUUAAAAUUUACAGAUCGUUUACAGCUUAUCUGGAACUUGAUCCAUGCAAUUUCAUUCUAACAAAGGCAUUUGAGCGGAAAGUUAAACAAAUAUUUAUAUUUGACUAUGCUUGGGGCAAAGAAGAAGUUGUAGAACUUACAGAUGAUAUUAGUAUUAUAUUGCGAGUACGUCAAGAUGAAUCCAAAACAAACUUUGAGAUUGACUUUGACCUAAAAUUUGAAGAAUUAUCAGAAGAGGUACUAAAAGAUCAUCUGAUACCAAUACCUAUUUGUAAUGAAGAUUUCUCAUUAGAAGGAAGUAUCGAAGAGUUAGCUCAAGCUCUAGGAGGUGAAAUAAGCGAAGCUGUUUUCAAUUUGAUUCUCAGAAAACUCGACAUAUAUGACAUUAUAAAUCAUGGUGAAUGUACAUUGCCACAGGCACCAACAGGCUGCCCAGAAUAUUUAGAUGUAGUGAAAAUGAUGCCAGAGGAAAUGAAAGGUGUACUUCAGUGUGUUCUUGCUGACAACUGCUUUGGGAUAGUAUGUUGUGCUGAAUUUGAAUUACCGAUCCCGUUUUCCUCGAAAAUUAUAGAUGUAAAGUUUCCUGUAUGGUUUAAAAUGGAUCCAUGUGGUUUUAGUGCAGAAUAUGGUAUUGCUAAAAAUGAGGAGAAAGAAUACUUGUUGAAGUAUCAGUGGAAUAAACAAGUAAAUGUACCAUUUGGUUCAAAAGAAGACCCUCCAGUAAUUCUAACGUAUACAAUUUUCAAGACUGACGUAGGAUACAAAGUUGAUAUGAGAGUUGAUAUUGCUAUACCUGUUGACGAUCAGAAGCUGCGUAUCCCAAGAAAUGGUCUCAUUCUUCUUGAUAAGCAAGAAAUCCCUCUAUGUGAUGCAAGGAAAUGGGCUGAUUUUGAAGAUUUCUCACUGGAGGCAUGGUUACAGGAAAGAGGAGAGUCUGUGAAUGCCCAGUUGUCAAAUGCUGGCCGUGAAGCUCUUGAAGAUUUUCUUGGAAUAAAAGGAUUUUUACAAAAGCCCCCAUGUGACCGAAAGAGAGAUCCAUAUAACCCAUCAGUGACUGGAUGGAAUAAUUUGUGUCCUUUAAGUUUUGUCCGGCUUCCUGAAUUAAAGAGUAGCAGUGAAAUCUCAUGCUAUGUUCCUGAUUAUUGUACUGCAAUUGACUGUUGUGUAGAUAUAGAAAAUCUAGGGUUGUCAAUACGUGCCUACCUGGACAUCAACCUGUGCACAUAUAUAGUGUCUGGUGGAAUAGAAACACAGGGCUUCUCAUUUCCCUUGUUCAACUAUGAAUGGGGUAAAACAGAGAGCAUCACUAUUAGAGACUUCCUUCGCCUUACAUAUUCCAUCAAGAAACCAGAUAAUGAGAAGAUAUUUAUUAUAACAUUAGAAGUUGCUAUAUGUUUUGAGCAUGAUGGACCUUGCCUGUUUACAAAGAAAGUACUAGACAACACUGAAGUACCACAGAUUGGAUGUGAUAUGACCAUUGACUUCUCAAAAUUUUCUAUGUCAGCAUGGUUGAAAAAUAAUGGCCUUGAUACAAUUGAACCAAUUCAUGUGAGAUGGGAAGAUGCUGUGAAGUUUGUUCUGGCAGCAACUGGAGUUGACAAGUACCUUUUAGAAGAACCUUGUUCAGUUGAUGAAGCUAUCUAUCAAGAUGCAGUUGAUGGUUGGAACAAUGAGUGUGGAUUGAUCACUUUAGAAUUACCAGGAUUGCUGGAAUCUUCUGUGUGUCACAUUUCUUCAUCCUGUUCAGCUAUAGAAUGUUGUAUUGGUAUAGAUUAUCUAAAAAUAGCUUUGCAUGCAUCGCUGGAAAUAGACUUUUGUGAAUUUGUCAUCAAAGGAAGUUUGGAAAAACUGUCUUUUGAGAAGAAAAUUAUAAAUUAUGAUUGGGGUAAAGAGGAUGAGGAAUCUAUAUUUGGUUUGAUCAAAAUUAAGUUCAAGAUUGAUAAGACAGAGAAGAAUUUUGUGGUUGAUUUAUCAAUGUCUGUGUGUAUGGAAGCAGGGCAAGACUGCCAGUUUAGUCAUGACUUCUACAAGAACACACUUAUUCCAAUACCAAUCUGUAACUUAGAUAUGGACUUCAGUUUUAAAGAUUUUUCACUGAAAACAUGGCUGAAGGAUGUUGGUCAUUCUUCGGAGGAAUCUCUACCAAUGUCCGUUGUUGCAUUACUUCUUAGUCAGCUGAACCUUGACAGAUUUCUACAGACACCACCUUGUACUGCAAGUGACACUCUAUAUGCUAAUUCAGUAAAUGGUUGGAGUUCAGAUUGCAGUUCAGCUCUGGCACUUCCUACAUUGCCUGACAAUAUAGUUUGUCACAUACCAGACUAUUGCACGGGAUUCGACUGUUGUGUUAACAUUGAUUUCCUGCGAACAUCCAUACAUGUCAAGUUUCUGUUGGAUGCCUGCAAUUACAAAUUAACAGUUGGCAUUGAAGAACUUGAGCAUGAAUUUGUACUAUUUGAUUAUGUAUGGGGUGAAACUAAGUACUUCAAUCUAGGAGGAGCAGUGAGAAUAGAGUACACCAUUGAUGACAUUCCAAGUGAAGCAAAAUUCAUUGUCAAUGCAAAACUAGGCAUCUGUUUUGAGCAAACUCAAUGUAUAUUUAAAACAGACAUACUAAAGGAUGUUUUCCUAGCUAAGCCAUUCUGUAACUGGGAUGCCGGAUAUUUAAUAGAAGGGUUUGAGCUUCCAAACUGGUUAAAUGACUUCAAUUUUGAGCUUGAUGGAGACACAUUGAAGGAUUAUAUGAUUGAGGUGUUGUUUCGUGAACUUGGAAUAGCCCCUUAUUUACAGGAAGAGCAGUGUGACAAGGCGCUCGCUCCUUAUGUUGAUGCAACAGAAGGGGUAGCUUCAGACUGUACUCAGCUGCUUGAUUUGGGCACCAUACCAGAUUUCAUGACUUGCUACAUUUCUGAAUCUUGUAAAAGUUUUAACUGCUGUGUAGAUGUCGACUUUGUGAAGAGAUCGUUUAGUCUGUAUGCACAUAUUGAUGAAUGCACACAAACUGUAACAAUUGGAAUAGAGAAGUUUCGUUUACGAGUGUCCUUGCUCAAUUACAACUGGGGAUCAGAGGAAGAAUUCUCUUUAUUUGGAGCCAUUAAAAUCAGUGGGUCUGUAGUUGAUUUAGAGACAGAAAACGUGUACAUUGUAAACUUACGAAUCAGUAUUUGUAUGAAAUCAGCAACUUGUGACGAGGAAGUUGAUUUGCUAAAGGAUGCUCGAUUACCAAAACUUGGAUGUCAGCAGAAUGAAAAUAUUGAUGAUUUCAGUUUAACUCAAUACCUAGAGAGUCAAGGAUACAGUCUGGGAGACAUAAAUCAGCAGCUGCCAGAAAAAUUAGCAGACAAGCUGUUAGAAAAACUGGAUGUGCUUUCAUUUCUUGAUGGAAAUGAUUGUACCUAUAUCUCCCAAUAUACAGAGAACACCAUAAGUGAAUGUGAAGGUUUUCAGUUUAAAACGCAGAUACCGGAUACAAUGACUUGUAAAAUACCAUCAAAAUGUACUGCACUCACCUGUUGUGUUGAUGUUCCCCUCAUCAGGCGCUCGGUGAAUAUGAGUGUUGAUUUAGAUGCCUGCAAGUACAGCUUGGUAAUCUCUAUUGGAAAGUUAACCUCUCAUGUAUCACUUGUGGACUACACCUUUAAUGAGUGGAAGACUUUCAGUUCUGUUGGAGUUUUCAAAAUUCAGUACUAUAUUGAAGAUUUGAAAUCUGUGAAGAAGUAUGUACUGUCAGUAAAGAUGUCGGUGUGUUUUGAUUCGUCCACCUGUGUAUUAGAGACUACAGUGCUGAAUGAGGCUGUGCUGCCUCAAAAAGCAUGUGAAUUUAAUGGAGAUUAUCAAAUACCUGGCUUUUCCAAGAGUAAAUGGAUGGAAGAAAAUACAGAAGUGAACCAAUAUAUAUCUAAAUUACAAGAAGAUGCUGGUAUUAAAGCUUUACUACGUUCAACACAAUGUGUGGUUACUGGAACAGGAUGGACGUCUGAUUGUCAGGAUGAGCCAACUUUACCAAGUUUACCUGCCGGAAUAAGUUGCCAUCUUUCUGAACAUUGCUCUAGUUUUGAAUGUUGUCUGAAUGUUCCUGAGCUUGACAGAACUGUUGCCUUCUAUAUUGAUAUUGAUGUUUGUAACAAUAAUUUAUCCGUUGGUAUUGACAACUUAGGGCAUAACCAACCACUGGUGGAAUACCCAUAUGGUAAACAAAAGCAAGUUGAUUUGAAGGGAAUAUUAAACAUGAAGUACUUGAUCACUGACUCAACAGAUACCCAGUAUAUGCAGGUUUCAGCCGAGAUCAAUAAGUGUUUUGAACAACCAUGUGAUGAAACUGUUGUUUUAUUGGACAAUUUCAAUAUGGAGAAACCUGUGUGUGAUCUGAACUUGGAUUUUGAGACACAAGGUUUCCAGUUGGAAGAGUGGUUAGAUAAUAAAGGUUUAGCACAGACUGAUGUUUUAUCUGAUAAACAGCUAGCAGAACUUAUAGAUACACUAGGACUAGGUCCAUACUUAAUGGAAGACUCCUGUAGUCAUUCAGAUGAUCCCUUUAGCAGAAGUAUGAAAGGAUGGACUCAAGAUUGCUCUCUAGAUGUCAAGUUAGAAGACCUUCCAAGAGAAUUGAAAUGUUAUAUACCAAACUAUUGUACUGCCAUAGAAUGCUGUAUGACUGUGGGUGUUCUACAUAAGAACUUUAAACUGGCUCUUGAUCUAGAUGCCUGUAAUAACAGGCUAUUGGCCAGUAUAGAGAAUCUUAAAAUGAAUAUAUCCCUUGGUGAUUAUGAAUGGGGAACUCAACAAACUAUAACUUUGAAAGGACUUCUAAAAAUCAGAUAUCUUGUAAGGAAUUUUGAAGACACAAGGCAGUAUGGGAUAGACUUCAGUAUUAGUGUUUGUCACAGUUCAGAAACUUGUGUUUUUGAGAUGGAUCUGUUCAAAAAUGUAACAUUCACUAAACCAUUGUGCAAAUUGGAUUCAGAUUUCUUAAUACCCAACUUUUCAUUUGAAACAUGGCUUCAAGCUCAGGACAUUGAUGAUGUUAAUGAUAUACCAGUAGAUAUUCUUAAUAAACUGAUGAGAGAAACUGGCCUCCAGGGGUUUUUGAAAGCAGAGUCCUGUAAUCGUUUAGUAGAGCCAUAUUAUCCAGCAAUAGAUGGUUGGAACUCUGAGUGUGCUUCAGAUAUAGAUGUGCCCACAUUAUCUUCACCAAUAUCCUGUGCUAUACCAGACAUUUGCACCGGAUUUCAGUGCUGUGUGGACAUUGCUAUAUUAAAACGCUCUUUUGAAGUAAAAGUUGAGCUGGAUGUUUGUCAAUAUCAGAUUGAAAUCGGACUGGAGAAAAUGUAUAUAAGUGUACCAUUAAAUGAGUUUAAAUAUGGAACAGAAUACAAGGUGUACCUGUUUGGAAUUUUACGUUUACAGUUUACGAUAAAUGAAAUGGAAGAUUCAGCAUUUCGAAUGACAGCUAUUAUAAGUGUAUGUUUAGAGCAGUCAGAAGCUUGUCUAUUUAGUGCAACAGUCCUCGAUGAAACAGUUUUACCCAGUACCCAGUGUGACCAUGGUACAGGUUUUCAAAUACCAGGGUUUUCAUUUGACAACUGGCUGGUUCAGAAUAGCUUGGAUUCAGCAGUUCCACUGGCAGAUACUUCUUUAACAGAACUCCUAACAACAUAUGGUCUGGUAGACCUCUUGUUGUUAGAGCAGUGCAGUCAUGAUGACAAUAUUUACCAACCAUCAGAAAAUCAGUUGAAAACUAGUGGUUGUCCUAACUUACUAUCAAGCAUUUCUCCAACUAUUCCUAGCUGGGCUAACUGUGUAUUGCUAGAUUCUUGUCUAGGAAUAAAAUGUUGUUCUGAAACUCCAAGUUUGGAUAGGUCAUUCGAGUUCUACUUUGACAUUGACAUCUGCAGAUAUAUGAUAACAUUCAAGAUAGAAAACUACAUAUCAUCUUUCUUACUUACUGAAAAUGAACUUAGUGAAUGGAAAACAGUAGAGUUACAAGGAGUUCUACAAAUAAAGUACAGAAUAUUUGACAUUGUUGGAGAGGCAGAGGUAGUGAUGGACUUGCAGAUAAAGAUAUGUCUAUCUGAUACAGUAAAGUGUGAGACAGAUUUCAUAGUGAUGGACAAACAGAGAAUACAGAGGCCCCUCUGCCAGGGACAUCUUGGGUUUAAUGAUCCUGACUUUAGUUUCUCCACUUGGCUAUCUGACAAUGGCCUAAACAGUGAUGCAACAAGCCUAUCACAGAGUCAAGCACAUAGCUAUUUUGAAAGUCAAGGUGUUGUGAAAUACUUACAGACAGACUCCUGCCAGGUGCAGUCAACCUUCCUGACAAAUGACUGUACUGAUGAAGCACCAAAUCCUAUUUUACCAGAAGGGGUUUCAUGUGAAGUUGACUCAGAAUGCCGUUCAUUAGCAGUCUGUGUAGAGUCUGAAAUGUUCACGAGAAAUUUUCAAAUAAAUUUCAACUUUGAUGCAUGUGAAAUGCAACUUACUAUCAGCAUUGAGAAAUUUUCUCGGAAAUAUUCACUGACCAACUUCAUGUUUGAAGAAGAGCACCAAUUUGAUAUGUUUGGUGUACUGAAAAUAAGCUUCAUCUUGACAAGAAUGUUGGGAUCUUCCAUGUUUGCUCUGAACUUAGACUACAGCCUUUGUUAUGAUGAAUCAACCUGCACAACAAAUAAAAAUAUUCUAGAUCAUUACAUGUUUCUCAUGCAUGUUUGUAAUUACAAUACUGGGUUUGACUUGGAACGUUUUGUUGAAUCAAUGGGUACUGAUAUUGACAGUACAUUGGAUACGGAAUAUAUUCCAAUGUUUCUCCAUCAAUCAAAACUCUCAAGCUUCCUCAAUGAGGUACAAUGUGAUCGGUUUGAUGACCUGUUCCAAGCUCGCCAGUGGACUAGUGAGUGUUCAGUUCUUGAACCUGUUGGAGAACUUCCAAAUAGUGUUUCAUGUCACAUCAAUAAUGACUGCAAUGAAUUGAAGUGUUGUAUGGAUGCAUACUUUAUCCAAAGAACUAUUUCAUUUGAAUUGAGAAUCGACUCUUGCUUCAUGACUCUGCAUAUUGGAAUUGAGAACUUUAAUCAUACCAUUCCACUAUUGGAAGAGACCUUUGGAAUCCAGCAAACAGUUACGCUUGCUGGCAUCGCCACAGUGAGAACAACAUUUGAGUUCAUUUCGAGACGAAAUGUAUUGGUACUAUCACUAGAGUUAUCUCUUUGUUUUGAUGAAACGAAUUGUGCAAUAGAUGCAUUUAUCUUUGAGGACACUGAACUUUUAUUACCAACAUGUGAUUUUGAUAAACAGUUCUUAGUACCAGACUUCAGUCUUAUGGAAUGGAAAGAAGAGCACCAAUUAGAAGCUGAUGAAAGACCAUCGACAUAUUUAUCAGCCUUGCUAUUGGAAGAACUUGGUAUUGCAGGACACCUUGUAACAGAGUGUCAAAUAGAUUCAGUGCCAAAUCAAAUCCUUAAUAAUGAAUGUUUGGACACUGUACCAGCUUGGUUUGACGAGAAUGAGGAUAUCCAUUGUUACUUUAUUGAUACCUGCACUCAUAUACAGUGUUGCUUAGACACUACAUCAACUCUGGGAAGAACGUUUACUAUUGAAUUAGAUAUCAGACCUUGUGACUUUGAAAUAAUAAUGGCAAUUGAGGAAUUUAGCAGAAAAACAUCAUUGGUAGAGUUUGAAUGGGGGAAACCUUAUGUUAUAUCUUUGUUUGGAUUGAUAUCACUGAGGUACAACAUAUAUGACAUUGAUGAUGAAGGUGUAUAUAUAGUGGACAUGCAACUCCUGUUAUGUACGGACACAAAUGAACAAUGUGUUAUUGAUAAACAUAUUUUGAACAACCAUCGCCAACCUAAAGGAACAUGCGAUUGGUCCAUAACUGCUCAAAUAAAUGAAGCUUUCAGUAUUGAGACCUGGAUGGAGUCAAAAGAACAGACCCUGUUUUCGUUUACACAUCAAGGAAAGGAGCUGUUAAUGGAAGCUCUUGGCUUAAACAAGUUUCUUUUAGAGUCUUCAUGCCAAACCAGUGACUCUAUUUAUGACAAUGGUGUGAAUGAUGCUUGUGACACUAGCACUGAUAUAUUCAAUGCCCUCCCAUCAAACAUCAAGUGCAGGAUGUAUUCUGAAUGUAUGAUAACAGAAUGCUGCUUGGGAGUUGAUGAAAUAGGGCAAUCAUUUAAAGUGAAAUUGAACUUUGACCCUUGCAACUACAGGCUCACCUUGGAGAUUGAAAAUUUUAAACAUGAAAUUCCAUUAUUUGACUUCGAGUUUGGACAGGAGCAUAGUUUAUCAUUGUAUGGCAUGAUAAAAAUAUGGUACCAGAUUGAUGAUCUUGAGGUGGAGAAUAAGUUCAGACUUGGUUUGAGUAUUGAAGUAUGCCUAGAUAUGACGACAUGUCCAUACAAGGUCUUGGUGCUGGACCAAGUAACUGUUCAGAAGUUGGAAUGUUCAAAGGCUGUUCAACAAGUAUUUUCUAUCAAAGACUUCUCAAUAGUGACUUGGUUACAUGAAUUUGGUUUAGAUGAAACUGUUACCACUAUACCAGACUACAUGGAGUCUAUUCUUCUGAAUGACCUUGACAUUUUCCCUUAUUUUGAAUCGACAACAUGCACUAUUGGAGAAUCACCAUUUUAUAACUCUGGAUGGAAUUAUGAGAGUUGUGAGCUGGACACUUAUCUACCAACUGAUUUGAGUAACAUUGCAUGUGCUUUAUCCUCAACAUGUACUGCUAUAACAUGUUGCCUCCCUGUUCAAUACCUGGAUAGAAAUAUAUACAUUGUGGCUGAUGUUAACCCUUGUACACAAGUAAUGACCUUGGGUAUAGAGAAACUACAGUUUUCAACAAGUUUAAUAGACUAUACAUUUGGACAAAAGGAACAGAUUUGGCUUGGAGGAGUUUUCAGACUUGAGUAUACCAUAUAUGAUCUAACAAGCUAUAAUCAAUAUAUCGUUACCAUGGAAAUACAUGUAUGCUGGGAAAAACAUGCAAGCUGUGAAAGUUAUUCACUUUUGGAGAACCACAAAUUGCCUAAGCAUGUAUGCAGUCUGAAAAGUGAUUUUAUCAUACAAGAUUUCUCAGUUACAAAUUGGCUUCAAAAUUACAACCUUGUCCGAGGUGACACACUUGAUACAGACAUUAGAAAUAAAUUACUAGCUGAGUUGGGACUAAAAGAUUUCUUACUAGAAGAGCAGUGUAACUAUGCAACCCUAUCGGAUGAAGUUGGGCAAAAUGGUUGGAUAAAUGAAUGCCCAAGCACAGUAGAAAAUUUACCAAUGGUUUCAGAUGGCAUUGUGUGUACACUGUAUGAUAGCUGUACCUCUUUAUCAUGCUGCAUGAAUGUUGCUGAUAUUGAAUACAAUCUCAAAAUGUCUCUAUCUAUAGACCCCUGUACCCAAAUAUUGAAAAUCCAAAUAGAGAAACUUGUAAAUGAGAUAACUCUUAUUGACUAUGAUUUUGGCACGGUGGAGGAGUUAUGGCUCUUUGGACUAUGCCGAAUAAGAUAUGAAGUGUAUGAUCUUGUAGGAGAACGGAAAUAUUAUAUCAAUAUGAAUAUCAGCAUUUGCUUAGAGGCUGGCAUGGCAUGUGAUAAUGUAUAUGUAGUACUUCAUGAAACAAAACUUCCAAAAACAGAUUGUGUAUGGGGACCCCAGGCUUUACGAGGCAAUGCAUUUUCACUUGCUAAAUGGCGAGAGGAGUUUACAGACCAAUUACCAGAUGAUUUAUCUAAUUGGCCAGACUAUGCUCAAAAACUUCUCUAUGACGAUAUGGGAAUUGCUGAUUUCCUACUGGAUAUACCCUGUAUAUAUGGACAAAGUCCCUAUGAUUAUGUGAAUGGCACAAAAAAUGAAUGUCCAUCAUAUGAAGGCUCCCUGCCAUCACUGGAUCAGGUGGCAUGCCGAUUUGGGGAAUCAUGCUCCUCUAUUGACUGUUGUCUUAACAAACCAUCUAUGGAAAGGCCAAUUCGUAUUCUCUUCAAUAUAAAUGCAUGUGAAAUGUAUGUCUCUAUUGGAAUAGAAAAGUUCACCUUUAAUCUAAGUUUAAUAGAUUAUGAAUUUGGUACCGAGGAACAUUUUUGGCUGCAGGAUAUUAUAAGGAUAAACUUUCAACUUUUUGAUUUACCUGAAAAUGAAGCAAUGGUUGUUAAUAUGGAUGUCAGUAUUUGCUUGGAGUCAGAUGAUGUCUGUGGAUUUACUAGAAAUCUUUUGUCAGGAGCAACAUUUCCAAUACCAAUAUGUAGUGUGAAUGAAGGUUUCAAAGAUGAAAGUUUCUCAUUAACAAGCUGGAUGAGUAAUCAUGGAUAUGAUGAGGGGGAUGUUAUAAGUAUGCUGGACAAAUCUAUUCUGAUGGAUGAACUAACGAUUGCCAAGUAUUUGUCAGAAAACCAGUGCAAUCCUCUCCAAGUUAGGAAGCGUCGAGCACUCUCAUCUACAUCAGGUUGUCCACUACAAAACAAAAUGCUAGAUCUUCCUGAAGAAUUGGCAUGCCAUGUAACAGAGUGCUCUCGUGUUGAUUGUUGCAUGAGUGUUGAUCCUCUACAACAAACAUUUGGAAUAAACAUUGACAUUGAUGCUUGCAAACCUAGCAUUGUUAUACAAAUAGAAAAUUUUGUGAUUAAAUAUUCACUUAUUGACUUUGAAUGGGGAACUGAGCAAGAAGUGUCUCUGAAAGGAGUGAUUAGAAUUGUAUUUACAUUAGAGGAGUUAGAUGGUCAGAAUGCUUUUAUCCUGACGUUAGCAACCAAGGCAUGCCUGGAGUCACAGUUACCAUGUUACAUGGAAAAUACUAUUUUCAACAAAGCGAUAUUUCCAAAAACAUUUUGUGAUUUUGAUGUCACAGAUUCAUUUGGAAUACCAGAAUUUUCCCUUUUGGAAUGGAAGCUUAACCAUGAAAUUCCAGUGACAUCUGUAAUUGAGCCACCUAACACAGACAUUUUGUUUCAUGAUCUCGGAUUGGCAACAUAUUUACAGGACACAGAAUGUCAAAUUGACAGGUCAAGUUCAGAGAACGGAUGGGUUAAUGAUUGUCCAGAUCUUGAUGGUCUUGCAGCAUUACCUGAUAGCAUGUCAUGUCAGUAUUCCCAAAGCUGUUCAAAACUGGAUUGUUGUUUGCAAGAGGUCAAUACAGGGAGGAAUAUAUCUUUUGGACUUGAGGUCGACCGUUGUGACCAUUCUAUUAGAAGUUACAUAGAUAACAUGGAAAUGACUAAAAGUUUCUCCAAUUUUUCAUGGGAUGAAACAAGACAGCUGAAUUUUGGAGGAAUAGUUCGACUCAACUUUGAUGUUCAUGAACUGAAAAAUGAGAAGACGUUUGCGCUGUCAGCAGAACUGAAAGUUUGUUUUGAAUCUUCACAACCAUGUGGACUGGAUGUGGAAUUGUUUAGUCAGAUGAUUAUUCCAAAAGUUCAGUGUGUGUGGAAAAGAGAUUAUUUUGUCCCAGGUUUUUCCUUACAACAAUGGCUGUCAGACAAGGAUCUUCAAAAUGCAGAUUACCCUCUGGAUGAAUAUCAUUCCUCUAUAUUACUGGACUUACUGAAUUUGUCUCCUUUUCUGAAAGAUGAUGCAUGUCUUCUAAACACUACUGAUACAGAAUCAUGGACAAAAGGUUGCCCUAGGACAAUUGAAGUACCAACAUUGCCUGAAAAUCUGCAGUGUCGCAUAUCAGAUAGCUGUACCCAGGUGGAUUGUUGCUUAUAUGUUGACAUUUUUGACCGCGGCUUUCAAAUACAUGCUAAUGUUGAUCCGUGCACAUACCAAAUGACUUUAUCAAUAGAAAACUUUGAAUAUACAACACAGCUUUUCAACUAUACAUGGGGUGAGAUCGAGGAAGUAUGGUUGUUUGGAAUUCUUAGAAUAAGGAUGUCAGUCCAUGACCUGGUAGGUGAAGCAGCAUACCUGACCAACUUAAAUGUCAGUGUUUGUUACGAGGCCAAUUCUGCGUGUCACUCUGAGAUUACUAUAUUGGACAAUGCCUUGCUGCCAAAGAUGACAUGCCAGUGGGAUAAUGAUUUUGUCAAUGAAGAUUUUAGUUUGGAUUCAUGGUUGGAAGAAAAUGGCCUCGGGAAUGCUGAUGACAUGGAUCCUAAUUGGAUCAGAAUUCUCUCGGAUGAUCUUCAUUUGACCCAAUACUUUGAUGAUGAAUGCAAAUUUUCAGAUUUCAAUGCAUCUCAGGACAUGUGGGAUAAUGACUGUCCCUUUGACAUACAAACUAUUGAGCUUACUGAGUCCGUCACUUGUCACAUUCCAACAUUCUGUACCGGAGUUCAGUGUUGUAUAAGAUCGGAUGUGUUUCAGAGAAAUAUUCAAACAUUUGUCUACCUACAUGCAUGUACUAACAUCAUUGAAAUAGGAAUAGAGAAGAUGCAGUUCUCAUUAGAUCUGAACAGUUAUGACUGGGGAACUGAAAGAAUGGUUAGUCUACAAGGGGUCUUCAAGCUAAGAUUCAUCAUUGAAGACUUGAAAAAUGAAGGUGUCUAUCAAAUGUCACUAAGCUUUAGUAUGUGUUAUGAUUCACAAGCUGUUUGUGAGCCAUUUGUAGAGAUAUUCAAGAACACCAAGCUACAAAAACCACUAUGUGACACCAGUACUGGCUUUAAAAUCAAAGAUUUUUCUAUAACAAAUUGGCUAGCAGUUAGGGGACUAGAGGGAGGAAACCUUGAUGCCUUAGAUCUCUCACAGCUCUACAGUGACCUUGGCAUAUCAGUUUAUAUGAAGGAGGAUUCCUGCUCUGUUGGGAUGUCAAACUGGACUACUGAUUGUCCAUUAGAUGUUGAUUUACCAGCAUUGCCUCCUUCAAUAAGCUGUCAUCUACACUCAACAUGUAAUGCUGUCACAUGCUGUAUAGUAUCACCAUUACUUCAACGAAACUUGAUAACCACAUUCUCAGUAAACCAGUGUAACAUGAAAUUGACAGUUGCUAUAGAGAAACAAGUUUUCAUUGUUCCACUUCUUGAUUAUGAAUGGGGUGUGUCAAAAGAAACAGAUUUAUUUGGUGUUGUUCGAGUAAGUUACAACUUAGAAAAUCUCGACCUGGCAAACCAGUUUAUAUUCAACCUGGGAAUAAAAGUGUGUUUGGAGGCAGAUUCAGACUGUGAAACUGACAAUGUUGUUUUAAACAAUACUUUAUUAAGGAAGCUGCCCUGUAACAUGGAUAUAGGUUUCAUAGAAACAGGUACCACAGAAAGAUUUUGCUUAUAUGGCGUACUUUGUUUAGAAUACAAGAUUCAGGAUCUUGUCUGGUCAGGUGUUUAUAUAGUGGACAUGAAGGUCAGUGUUUGUUUUGAAACAACAGGAACUUGCUACAUAGAGGCACAGUUGAUGAACGCAGCAGUGUUGCCUAAACGUUUAUGUAACUGGGUGGAUGCAAAUAAUGUCAACAACUUUACCCUUUCCAAAUGGUUUGAUGAUCGGGGUAUGGCACCAAUGACAACAUUACCAUCUUACAUAGCAACACAACUAAUGAAUGAUAUAGGACUGGCAACAUAUUUGUCUGCUGAGAGUUGUGAUACAAAUGACAAAAUGUUCAAUGAAUCAUCUUUCUGUUUGUCAGAUUGUAAAUUGACAUUUGACAACAUCAGUACAUCUGAUGGCAUGUCAUGUUUUAUUCCUGGGUCAUGUACAGGUGUGGAAUUAUGUGUGUAUAUUCCACUCAUUGGUAGAUACAUUAAUGCAUAUAUGCAUCUACAUACAUGUAAUUUCACUAUUGACAUUGGAAUUGAACAGUUCAGAUUCUCUGUUGGAUUCUUCGAUUAUGAAUGGGGAGAAACAAAAGAGUUCAUACUGAAAGAUGUACUCCAGUUGAGAUUGAGAGUUUGGGAAUUACAAUACAAAUAUGUUGCUGACCUUGAACUGAAAGUUUGCUUUACUGACCAGACUUGUGAGAAGAUCUACACAAUAUUUAGACAUACUGAACUCCCAAAAUUACAGUGCCAAUGGGAUGCAGGCUUUGGGAAUGAGUCAUUUUCACUAUCUGAAUGGAUGGAGGAGAGGAACAUAUUUCCGGGAUCAAUUACUGAUACUGGACGUAAAGAACUGAAUGAAGCUGUUGGUCUAGCAGCAUAUGUACAGGAUCUAACAUGCAGUGUUAACAACUACCCAUAUACACCUGCAGUAGAUGGAUGGAGCUCAGAAUGCAGUGCUGACAUUGCCCUAUCACCACUUCCAGAAUAUAUUUCUUGUUACAUAUCAGAUGUAUGUACAUCUGUCCAGUGCUGUCUUGAAGUUGAUAUAAUCCAAACAUCUGUGCAGUUCUCAUUAACUAUUGAUGCAUGUAACAAUAAACUGCAUGUAGGAAUUGAAAAUAUGGUAAUUGAGAAAGAACUAGGCAGUUAUGAAUAUGGUCAUGAUAAAGAUUGA